AGUUCCUCCCAGCGAAACCGACGCCUUCCAGCAAGACGUCGCUGAUAUUCCGGGUGUUGUUAUUACGAUGAUUAUGCGCGUGUACCACAUCACUGCGUUCCCUGCAGAUCCGCCUGCGACCCAGUCUUUUCCGGCAGGAGUCCUCUAACCGUACGUCCAUGAUGGAGUAUGGGGAGUAGGCGGUGGAAUCGCAUGGGGAAUGGACACAGUGGACUGGUUAGACUGGAUUGAAGUCUACCUUACUUAGUUGGAGCCUUCUGUUACAUGACGUCAUGAACUGACGUCACGAGCUCCUAUAUAAGUACCAGGUUUUGUCGGUAUCCUCCCUUUCUCCCUCAACACAAACAUGCGAUUCAGGUCUUCAGUCUAUGUUAUUCUUGUCAUUGGUUCGGCAUACGCAUCGAGCUGGUUUGGCUCUGACCCCGAAUACGACAAAUGGUCCCAUUCCGAGUUACGUUCCUGGCUUGAAGACCAUCACAUCAAGGUCCCCUCUCAUUUUGAUCAAUCCCAGCUUCAUGACCUCGUAGCAGUAAACUGGGCUUCUCCUACCCCUACACCCCCAUCUUUUGCUGAACAGUCUAGUACCUACGCUGACGCAAGCAGGCAAUGGAGCUAUGAUAAAUAUACUCAUGCCCAGCACGCAUUCCAGGACUUGAAAGAAGAUUCUUUCGACAUCUGGGACGAGAGCAAAUUGAGAGCGUUUCUGCUCGAGCAUGGCGUGGUAGCGCCUUCUGGACCCCGCGAACAGCUUGUUUUGCUUGCCAAACACAAAUAUCGUUCCUAUACCGAUGCUGCGUCAUAUUACUCUUCCCUUGCGUCUGAAACCGCCACUUCGGCAUACUCCGAUGCUACGGAUACGUUAUAUGACGCAUCUAAAAGCGCGAGCAGCAUUGUAGCUCAGGCUACCCAGAAUGUUGGUCGCGCUUUCGACGACGGCAAGGAUUACAUCCACUCAACUUGGGAUGAUAAUCGUCUCAGAUCUUGGCUCGAAGAUCAUGGAGUAGUUGAGGCUAGAAAGGCUAGCACCCAUACCGAGCUCACAAAGCUCGCUAACAACUACUGUCGUACGGCUGUGGAGCCAGUAUGGAACGCCUGGAGCGACUCGUAUUUGCGCGAAUGGCUGAUCUCGCACAACCUUCUUUCACCCUCCGAUACCGCAUCGCGCUCCACCUUGCUUGGAGAGAUGAAGAAGUAUUAUUACUCCUCACACGACAAGGUUUGGAGUACUUGGUCUGAUAGCGAAUUAAAGGUUUGGCUCGUCGAGCAUGGUCUCCUCAAGAGUGACGCACAAAAGAAGCGUGAUGAACUGGUGAAGAUGGUUGAGGACAACUACGCUUCUGCCUCAGACAGCGUAUGGGACGCUUGGAAUGACUCAGACAUUCGUCGAUGGCUUUCUGAACACGGAUACACUGAUGAUAGAACCGUUGCGCAGAAAAAGCGUGAUGAGUUGGUGAGCUUGAUCAACAAACAAUAUAACGACGUUUCCGCGCGCACUGCUGCAUAUCUCUUGUGGCCGGACGCUCGCUUACGUGCUUACCUUCGCGAGUGUGGUGUCAACGAAGCUGCACUCCCCACGAAUAGGCCCGGGUUAUUGCAGGAGACUCGCAUCCGCUGGGUCCAGACAUCUAAACGUGCUGAGACAAUCUUCACAAAGCUAAAGGAGAUUGUCGACAGUAGCGUAGGCGCAGUGGAGGAUAGAUUGGCCAGAAUACUCGAGCUCCUGAGUGGCCAUUCGCUCCAUACUUCCGAGAAGGCUGGUGAUGCCCGUGCUUACGCGGAGGACAAGAAGGAUAGCGCGUGGCAUUGGUGCUCUCAGAAGGGCGAUGAUGCAAAAGGCAAGGGUGGCGAAUAUGCUGAGUGUGCUAAGAGGAGGGCACAGGAGGAGUUUGAUGAGAAGGUGAAAGGUGCUGGUGAAAGUAUCAAACGGGGCGGGGAGAAGAUAAAAAGUGCUGGCGAUGAGCUCUAGACGGAAAUCAAGUGAAGUAUGCAUACAGUGUCAAAUCGUCGAGGAAGUACCUAUGUAGUAAUGUUGUAACAUCGUGCACUAUUGUAAUAAACUCC
Molecule: messenger RNA, 2061 nt
Organism: Suillus subaureus
Lineage: Eukaryota; Fungi; Basidiomycota; Agaricomycetes; Boletales; Suillaceae
Exons: 6
Coding region: 347-1966 (539 amino acids)
Source: RefSeq, a predicted model, not a curated record